This is a messenger RNA of Brachypodium distachyon (stiff brome), 1130 nucleotides long. Its product is annotated as root-specific lectin-like. The record is from RefSeq and is a predicted model, not a curated record. Gene Ontology annotation, molecular function: chitin binding. NCBI's taxonomy places the organism in Eukaryota, Viridiplantae, Streptophyta, Magnoliopsida, Poales, Poaceae. The coding region runs from base 80 to 610 and encodes 176 amino acids. The transcript has a single exon.
UGCCUACAUUUGCAUCCAUCACCAGUUCACCACUAGUAGUAUCUGUCAUUUACACAUCCAGACAUAUAAUCAGCUGGCCAUGGCGAAGAAGGUGGUCCUCCUGGCGCUGGCGCUGGCCCUUGCUGCGACAACUCAGGCCAUUGCUAAAUCUUCCUCCCACAUGGGGAAAGUGCCAUGCCCCGCGGAGUGCGGCAAGGACAUGGACAACACGGAGUGCCCAAACAACCUCUGCUGCAGCUCCGGCGGCCUCUGUGGCCUCGGCAGCGCCUACUGCAGCGCUACUGCCGGCUGCCAGAGCGGCGCAUGCCAAGUCAGCCCCCAGUGUGGGGCCGACCAGCUGUGCCCCAACAACCAAUGCUGCAAUGGCGGGCAAUGCGGCCUCGGCAGCUUGUACUGUGGCGACGGCUGCCAGAACGGCCCUUGCGUCCAAGACCUCACAUGCAGCCAAGGGAAGGAGUGCCCUAACAACUUCUGCUGCAACAAGGCCGGGAAAUGCGGACUCGGCGACAGGUACUGCAGCAACACCACCGAAGUUGCCUGCCAGAGCGGCGCCUGCUACGACAAAAUAACCACCGACAGCCAGAGGUGCGGCACGCAGAACGGUGGUUAAACUUGCCUCGGCAAGUGCUGCUGCAGCGGCUACAGCUACUGUGGCACUGAGAUGGCAUACUGCGGUUCUAGGUAAUUGGCAGCAGGAAUACAGCACAUGCAGCACAGAUCCUCAAAAAUCUGUUCUGGAUGCCAUACUCGGCUGCAAACGACCUUGAACUAUAUGCCAUGCCAUAGAUCGAGGUAUACCUGCAUAUGCAUGCAACAAGGAAUAAUAUUUUUAGUUUACCCUCUGUCUAUCCGGCUUGUGAUGAGAGAUCUCUCAUACUAUAUUGCAAUAAUGUUUGUUGCACUGCAAUAUAACCAUUAAAUUUACUGAAACAGGAAAAAUAACUAUUGUUGCGGUAAAAACAUGGAAAUGUUGCAAAAGAAAACUUUAAUAAUGUGUCUUUAGGGCACACAAGUAGUCCUUGGUGCCCACUAGAUGUUUCAGUUUUCCCUGUAAUCCCUACCUUUUACUUGUUGUCAUGAUGCAUGUACCGCCAUUUUACUCAAUAAUCUGGAUAAUUUGGAAAUGCCAA